UCUUGAAGUUUUUGGGAUUUAUGUGGAAUCCACUAUCGUGGGUGAUGGAAGCCGCAGCUAUCAUGUCUAUCGCUCUUGCACGUGGAGGGGGCAAGCCUGCUGAUUAUCAUGAUUUCAUAGGGAUCAUCGUUUUGCUUGUUAUAAAUUCGACCAUAAGUUUCAUUGAAGAAAACAAUGCUGGAAAUGCAGCAGCUGCUCUUAUGGCUCGUUUAGCUCCUAAGGCCAAGGUUCUUCGUGAUGGAAAAUGGAGCGAAGAAGAUGCAUCUGUGUUGGUUCCAGGCGAUAUUAUCAGUAUCAAACUUGGAGAUAUCAUUCCUGGUGAUGCCCGUCUUUUAGAAGGCGAUCCUCUUAAAAUUGAUCAGUCUGCACUCACUGGAGAAUCACUUCCUGUGACCAAGAAUCCGGGAGAUGGUGUUUACUCCGGUUCUACUUGUAAACAAGGAGAAAUUGAGGGCAUCGUGAUUGCAACUGGUGUUCAUACCUUUUUCGGGAAAGCAGCUCAUCUUGUGGAGAACACUACUCAUGUUGGACAUUUCCAAAGGGUCUUAACUUCGAUUGGGAACUUCUGCAUUUGCUCAAUUGCUAUCGGUAUGCUAAUUGAGAUCAUUGUGAUAUAUGGUAUUCAUCAAAGGGAAUAUCGUGUUGGAAUCGAUAAUCUACUUGUUCUACUCAUUGGUGGGAUACCAAUCGCUAUGCCUACAGUUCUUUCAGUCACCAUGGCCAUCGGUUCACAUCGCUUGUCUCAGCAGGGUGCAAUUACAAAAAGAAUGACCGCAAUUGAAGAAAUGGCGGGGAUGGAUGUGCUGUGUAGUGACAAAACUGGUACACUAACACUGAACAAGCUUACGGUCGACAAAAAUAUGAUUGAGGUCUUUGCAAAAGGUGUUGACAAGGAUAUGGUUGUUUUAAUGGCUGCACGGGCUUCAAGGCUAGAGAACCAGGAUGCAAUCGAUGCUGCUAUUGUUGCAAUGCUUGGAGACCCCAAGGAGGCCCGAGCUGGGAUUCAGGAGGUCCAUUUCCUACCUUUCAAUCCAACUGACAAAAGGACAGCACUUACAUACACUGAUAAAGUUGGUAAAAUGCACAGAGUUAGCAAAGGUGCACCCGAGCAGAUACUCAAUCUUGCACAUAACAAAUCCGAAAUAGAGAAAAAAGUACAUUCUAUAAUUGACAAGUUUGCUGAGCGGGGGCUUCGGUCUCUCGGAGUUGCUCGCCAGCAAGUGCCUGCUGGAAACAAAGAAAGCCCGGGUGGCCCGUGGGAGUUUGUUGGUCUUCUACCACUCUUUGACCCUCCACGACAUGAUAGUGCUGAGACUAUCAGGAGAGCAUUAGAUCUUGGUGUAAGCGUGAAGAUGAUAACUGGUGACCAACUGGCGAUUGGCAAGGAAACUGGAAGACGGCUAGGAAUGGGGACGAACAUGUACCCAUCUACGGCUUUGCUUGGUGACAAUAAGGAUGGUUUUGGAGGUUUGCCUAUUGAUGAACUCAUCGAGAAAGCUGAUGGUUUUGCCGGUGUCUUUCCCGAACAUAAAUACGAGAUAGUUAGGAGACUACAAGCUCGAAACCACAUCUGUGGAAUGACGGGUGAUGGUGUGAAUGACGCACCUGCUCUAAAGAAAGCAGAUAUUGGUAUCGCUGUGGCUGAUUCCACUGAUGCAGCUCGUAGUGCUUCUGAUAUAGUUCUGACCGAACCUGGAUUGAGUGUAAUUAUAAGUGCAGUCUUAACUAGCCGUUCAAUUUUCCAAAGAAUGAAGAAUUACACGAUAUAUGCAGUUUCCAUCACUAUUCGAAUUGUGUUGGGUUUUAUGAUGCUGUGCGUUUUUUGGAAAUUCGAUUUCCCUCCGUUCAUGGUUCUUGUUAUAGCUGUCCUUAAUGAUGGUACAAUCAUGACAAUAUCUAAGGAUAGGGUAAAACCUUCUCCAAUUCCUGACAGUUGGAAGCUUACUGAAAUUUUUGCAACCGGUGUGGUUCUUGGCACUUACAUGGCCCUAAUGACCGUUGUUUUCUUUUGGUUAACAUAUGAAACUAACUUCUUCCCGAACACGUUUGGCGUCAAGGACUUGAACUCAAAUCACCGUGACAUGAAAAAUGAAGCCGAGUCAAAACCGCUUACAGAAAUGAUGGCAUCAGCCAUUUAUCUUCAAGUCAGCACCAUAAGUCAGGCAUUGAUCUUCGUGACCCGUUCUCGGGGUUGGUCUUUUACUGAGAGGCCUGGUCUUUUGCUUGUAACUGCUUUUAUUAUUGCUCAACUGGUGGCAUCAAUUAUAUCAGCAACUGUUACGUGGGAACUAGCUGGAAUCCGAGAGAUUGGGUGGGGAUGGACCGCGGUGAUCUGGUUGUUUAACAUCUUGACUUACUUGUUACUUGAUCCUAUUAAGUUUGCUGUUCAGUAUGGGCUCAGUGGAAGAGCCUGGGGUUUGGUUGUGGAGAAAAGGACUGCAUUUACAACAAAGAAGGACUUUGGGAGGGAAGCUCGUGAGGCAGCAUGGGCAAUAGAACAACGUACAUUGCAUGGACUUCAACCCGCAGAGCCAAAAACGUUUUAUGAGCAAGGAACAUUCAGAGAGAUUAGUCUCAUGGCAGAUGAAGCUAGACGACGAGCCGAAAUCUCAAGGCUAAGGGAGAUUCAUACACUUAAGGGUAAAGUUGAGUCUUUUGCUAAACUAAGAGGACUGGACAUUGAUGCAAUGAACCAACACUACACAGUUUGAUCAUGGCACCCAAUAUUUUCCGUUGCGACUCUUUUUUCUUCUUUCUAAUUGGAUGAAGAAUCCUUAACAUAAUUCCCCUUUGUCGGAAUUGCAGAUGUGAACCAGCGUAUUGCUAUUUAAUUUUUGUUUCUCUUCUUAGAUAAUUUAAAGUUCUUUCUAUACGAAUAGUUGCUUUUGAUCAAGAUAAAGAAAAUUAUUUUGAAAGUGUAUGUUACUAUAGACUUACUGAACCUUUCAAGGGUAUUUAAGCAUGCAUUAUUUUCGAUUUAA
Molecule: messenger RNA, 2981 nt
Organism: Erigeron canadensis
Lineage: Eukaryota; Viridiplantae; Streptophyta; Magnoliopsida; Asterales; Asteraceae
Product: plasma membrane ATPase 1
Exons: 18
Coding region: 21-2711 (896 amino acids)
Biological process (GO): proton export across plasma membrane; regulation of intracellular pH
Cellular component (GO): plasma membrane
Molecular function (GO): ATP binding; ATP hydrolysis activity; P-type proton-exporting transporter activity
Source: RefSeq, a predicted model, not a curated record